UUCGUGGUGGGCGCCGCAGCGCGGUGGAAUCCCACUAGCCAUGGCGGCAGGUGCGAUGGCGAUGCGACGGAGGGAUAGGGAAUCAUGGCCGGUGGCAUGAUACGGUUCUCGCUGCUCGCCGGAUUCUCCCCGUUGGUGGCGGUGCUUGGGUCUCAUCCUGCAUGAUUGAACCGCAGCAUGGCCUGGGAGGGGGGCCUGGCCUUGGCCCUUGGCUUUUCCAAGUGGAACGCAACGCCGAUGAUUCAGUUUUGGAAGUACGGGUGGAUCCCAAAAGUUUGGUAAUCGAACUGCUUAGAGCAAAUUUUUUGUUAUCUAACACCUGCCGUCAGGUCUCGAUUACACUGCACGUCUGAGCAUGUCAGAAGUGAAGUGCAAGCAGCUGCAACAUGCCCCGCCACCUACAACUUCAGCGCGGUUGUGCGAGCUGUUCUCCUAUCCGCCGGCGGCAGAUAACCGAAAAUUGCAAGCAGGAAGCACAUCGACAGGAAGAGAUUUCUUAACAAGCUAGGAACUUUUAUCCACAAGGAGGUUUUGUGAAUCUCAUUAACCAACCAUACAUGGCAAUGCCGUCGCAUCCACUUGGACAGAAUUUCCACAUUGUUGGUCUUGCACAAAACUUCAACACCUCUCCACCGCCGCCGCCAAGUGUUACAAGGACUCCAAAACCAUCUAGACUUGAUAAAGAAACAAUUGACAUUGAUGAUGAUGGUCAUACAGGCAGUGAGGAAACUAGGACAGUCAAGAAAAGAUAUUGGACACAUGAAGAGGAAGUGAGGCUGACUAGUGCUUGGUUGAAUUGUUCUAAUGAUCCGAUACAUGGCAAUGACAAGAAAGGAGAUACUUUUUGGAAAGAAAUUGCUGAAUACUUCAACAAGCAUGCUCCAGCAGAUCGUCAAAGGGACGUUAAUCAACUAAAGAUUCAUUGGUCACGGUUGAAGACAUUGAUCAGCAAUUUUAAUGGGUGUUGGAGUGCCGUAUCAAAAAUGCAUACAAGUGGGUACUCCAAUGAUCAGCUAAUGGAUGAGGCUCAAAAGAUGUAUGCAAAUGCGAAUAACGGCAAGCCUUUCACCCUGGUUCAUUGGUGGAAAGCCCUCAGAAAUGAGCCUAAAUUUUGUGCACAUAUCUCACAAAUGGAUAAAGAAAAAGGUCAGAGCCGUACCAUUGACAUUAUUGAAGACAAAGAUCAGCAACCCCCACAACGACCUAUAGGAAGAGAUGCAGCCAAGGCUCAAAAGAAUGGCAAGCGCAAGGUAGAAGAGGUACUAGAUGGUAUUGUUCUUCUCGGGGAGAACAUAAACAAAAUUGUUGAAGUGCAACAAGAACGUAAACAAGAGCGUGAAAAAGUGGCUGCAGCUCAACUGGAAAUCUCAAGGAUACAACUCAAGGCUGCACAGGAGCAAAAGGAGGCCAAAUUGCUUGAAGUAUACAGCUCACUACUGCAGCAAGACACUAGUCAAUUGUCUGAGCAAGCAAGAAUAAAUCGAGAGAAGACACUGCAGAAGAUGGAGUUGAAAUUGUUUGGUGACAGUGGUGGCGAGUGAGAUGAAUUGCUGGCGGAGGAUGAUAUCUUGGAUGAUGUUGUUAGUGAGGUGACUAGUGUUAUGAAGGCCAGCGUUGAAGCUCUUCAAGAUGUGGCAUCCGAUACUCGUCUUCGUCCAAGGAAGUACAUCAAAAGGGAACGGGAGGAGGCUCAACAAAAUUUGUAUGAUGAUUAUUUCUCUAAAAAUCCUCUCUACCCUCCAUCUAUUUUUCGUAAAAGAUUUCGCAUGUCAAGGACACUUUUUCUGCGCAUUGUUGAGAAGCUAGGCAAGUGGUCUGGAUAUUUCACUACGCAGACAGAUUGUACUAUCUUGCUGAUGGAAUAUACCCGGAAUGGGCUAUUUUUGUUAAGUCAAUAUCCAUGCCUAUCAAUGAGAAGGAUCAAGAAUUUGCUAAUCAUCAAGAAGGUAAAAGAAAGGAUAUUGAACGAGCAUUUGGUGUCCUACGACGCCGAUGGUGUAUUUUGAAGCGACCAGCUCGUCUACAUGAUCAAAAACAACUUGAGAACGUUAUUGUAGCUUGCAUCAUACUUCACAACAUGAUAGUGGAAGAUGAAAAGCAAGAAGAUAUUGAAGAAAAUCUUGAUUUGAAUGAGGCUGCAAGUUCUACCAUUGUCGAAGAACCCAAAUUCUCCUUUGGUGAAUCUAUUCCAUUUGAAAGAGUGCUAGAGAAUCAAACGGAUCUUCAAGAUCAUUCGGCUCAUCUAAAAUUAAAGAAGGACUUGGUUGAGCAUAUUUGGCAAAAAUAUGGGCGUCGUUAAAAAGUAUCUAUCUACUUAUAAAUAUUAUAUGUAAUAUAUAUAAACCUUAUCUAAAUGAUUUUGCUAUCUUUAUUUGUCAAAUGUUCGUUUCAAUUUAUGUAUGGCAGCACAUCGAAAACUAUUGUUCUAUUGUAUGGCUACAAAUAUACAUGCCACACUAGAUCAUGAGGCUAACUGGCAUUUAAUUACACUGGUUAGAUUUGGAAACAGUGAAAUGAAACUGUUUCAUUCAUCCCCAAACUAAUGUGGCAUUCUUGGAAACAGUGAUACGAAACCUCCCAUUAUAAUCAGCCUUGCAACCAUCUCCACAAGCGUCGCGUGGGUUACGACCAUCUCCACAAGCGUCACGUGGCGAUGAGACUUCCACGUAGUCUGCCUCAAAUCGAGCUCCUCUGCCUCCAAAUUGUCCUCUGCUGUUGCUGGAUUGAGCUCCGCCGCCGUCGGAUCGACCUCCGCCGGCACAAAAUCGACAAUCGUAGCAGCCAAAUCAGUCUUCUUCUUUCUCAAUCGACCUCUGCUGCCUUCAAGUUAAGCUCCGCCGCCAUCAGAAGAGAGCGCGAGGUCGGCUGCAGUAAGGGAGCGAAACGACAUCACUCAACUUGAGUACGAGAAGUGGAAGGGUUUUGUGCCGCGGCGCGGGAUCGGGGAAUGGGGGCGGAAACCCUCGUCCUCUCCGCCGACCUCGAGGAGGUCUCCGACGCGCCUGCCGCGAUUCCCUCCCCCUUUUGGUCGGGAAGCUCCCCGCUCCCGCCUGGUAUGUUUGAUUCGUCUCUCCGCAUCCGCGUUUCGCCUGCUUCAAUUUUGCCAUGGUUUUGAAACUUCAGCCGGGAUCGCGGCGUAGAUUUGAUCCAUAGGUCAUUUUUCUGCUUUUCGUACUACCGAUUUUUUGCGGUCGAUGUUUGGAUUUUGCGGAUGCCCGAUGACCCCAUCACCUGGUGACUGGAUGGAUGGACGGACGGAUGGAUCGAUCGAUGGAUGGACUCCGGAUUUGAGCUCCGCGGAGCCACCCUUUGCUUUUGCAAGGUCCGAGGUUCUGAAAUGGCUAAUGCAGUGUUGGCUUCUCCGUCUUCUGGGCGCUGAAGCAUGCUUGGGAUGCCUAGGAUUGGAUGACCACUCUCACUGACAAGUCGGACCGCUCUUGUGGCAGACCCAUCACCUCCUCCUUCCUCUAUUGGUACUGCAACUGCUGGUCCAAUCCGGACUUGGAUUGAUUUCUUCUGUUGCUAAGGAACCCAAGCUAUCUAGCUUGGGUGGAUUCUUCUCGUACUACUACUACUACUGAGCCCCUAAGACAUGCUUCAGUGCCAGCGUUGAAGCCCACUGCAUUAGCUUCUGAUGGAGAUCAAAUAAGGUUGUCGAAUCUGAGGGCUAUGAGCUAUGUGGUAAUAUAAAUAUUCUGGUGUUCCGAUUGGAAUCAAUUUUAUCACCUAUUAUUUGGGAGUCUGUGUGAACAAGCUUUAAAACAAUCAGGAUGGUCAUGUUUUAUUGCGUUGAUAGGAUGCUUUGAUGUAAUUCUCACUUCUCAGUGAGGGGACUUGAGCAUGUGGGUUGUGGCAUGUAGCAGUGAUAUUGCAAGGUUUAUUUGUAGUACCCAUCCUCUGCUUGUCUUUCAUCUCCUGAUUGGCGCCUCCAAGGUUUACAGCAUUGUUUUAAAAAGCAGUCUUCAUUUGAUGGAUCAAGAUAUGCAUCUUCUAAUCAAAACAAGACGUACUCAUCCAUCCUUCAUGUAUAGUGCUGCUACUACUACUAUAGUUGCUUGGCUUGCAUUUUGCUGUUGAUAUUUAUUGUAUGAGAGUUUUUGUUGAGUUUUAAUGAACUUAUGAAUUCUGACCAUCUCUUGCACCACCCAUAAAUCCCAUAACUGUAUUGCUGUACUGCAUAUAGUGAUAUUGUUAAUUUUAGCCGUUUAUUUUAGGCCAUCUUUUAGUUUUACUGUUGUGCUGUGUGGUUUGUCUUUUGGCCCGAUGAUGAUGAGACUUGUGGAUGGAUAAUGGACUGACACAGAUUUGAGCUUGUUGGGAUCAACCUAUGCAGUUGAAAGGUUGUAGCUCCUGAAAUGGAUUGUGCUGUGUUGGCUUCCCCAAGAUCUGUGCGCUGAAGCAUGCUCAGGUAUCAGAUGUGACAACACAUGGGUCAACCAUGAGGUUGGUGAACUGUCCCGGCUUCUUUCUUUCUUUCUUCUACUUCAUCCUCCUCCUUUCCACUUGUUGCCACUGCUGGCAUGCUCGCCAUCAUCAUCAUCCGCGUUCUUCUAUUCUAAUGAUCCCUUGGGACAUGCUCUAGUGCCAAUUUUGGAGCCCACUGCAUUAUCCUUUGGUGAAAAAUGGUGUUACAUGCAUACCACAUAGUCUGAGGGCCAUUUGGUGAGACCAUUGGUAAUUUGGUAUUUUGUAUUCUCUUUAUCUUUUUAUGUGGAUUCAUCUUUUUGAGUUGAAGAUCCUCCUUCAGUUUGGUUUAUUAUGGAGAGCUUGGUGUCAUACUCAAGUGGAAGUUGAUCUUCUGUUGUAAGACGCGACUUGCUAGGAAUUUUGAGAUCAUAUUUCCAUAUGUUUGUGGCUUUGCACCUCUUCUAACACAAUUUCUUUUUGAGCUGUUUCCCCUUUUUGCUCUCCAAUUUGGGAAGUUAUGUCCGCACCAACUUUCUAGUUUUAUGAAAGAGUGGCCAUCUUUUGGACAAUGAAUGUCAGCAUGAUCUUUAAUAAUUUAUUUUAAAAAUGUGUUUCCCAAUGAUUAUGUACCUAUGAGAUCUGAGGGCAUGCUGUUUUUUUUAAUCGCAUGUAUUCAUCUUUAGUUUCUUCUUUUAAUAAAUAUAUUCACAUUUUCAUCUACCAGGUUUGCCUCUGUUAGUUUGAUUGGAGAGUUCUCUUGUGUUGAUGCCUCUUAUGUUAGAUUUAUUAGUACUAUUAGUCUUUAAAUCCUUUGAUUUUAUCUAUGAUGGUACAGCUUUGCCCGAAUUACUUUCCUGCAUUUCUAGUGUCUUUUGUUUAUCCACUUUCUUGUUUUGUUUCAUUGGCAGAGUUCGUGUCUCUUAUUUAGUUUAGUCAGCUUGGAAACUCAUCUGCCUGUUGGUGUUUAUAAGGGUGACUCGGUUGUAAACCGGGUUCUGUAUGAGGUCCAAUUGGGUAAUUAUUGCAAAUUGUAGUUCCUAAAGUGGGCAGUCCAUAGUUCAUUUCUCUGUUAUGUUCAAACCAAUAUCUGGUUACCAACAGAUGGUCGCACCCCUGCAGUGCAGCCAACUCUCACCCUUGCCACCAGGAUUUUGUGGUUGCCCAAUGAUGAUCAUGAUGACCCCAUCACCUGAUGAAUGGAUGCAUGGAAAAUAGAUCGGCUAGGAUUUGAGCUCCAUGGAGUCACCCAUUACGUUUGCAAAGUUGGAGCUCCAGAAAUUGCUACAGCAGUGUGGGCUUCUGUGUCUGGGCGCCACAGCAUGCUUGGGGAUCGAAUGAUCACUCCACUGACAAAUGGAACUGCCCCUUUGGCAGGCUCCUCGCCUCCUCCUCCUCCUCUGCUUCCUCCCCUCUACUGGCAUUGCAAGUGCAGAUCCAUCCAGAAUUGGAUUGAUUUCUUCUUCUCCUGGUAACAAACCCUAGCUUACUUGGAUGGAUUCCUAUGUGUUCUGGUGCCAGCGUUGAAGCCCACUGCAUUAGCUUCUGAUGCAAACCAAGCCGGGUUGUCGAAUCUGAGGGCUAUUUAAUAUAAUAAACAUUUUGGUGUUUAAUAGUCAGGGUCUUUUUUUUUUAAAGCAAACAAUCAGGGUGUUGAUGUUUCGUUCCUUGGUGUAGGAUACUGGAAUUGUGGAAUGUCAGCGAUCUUGGACCCAAUUCUCUUUAAACAAUUGCCCAAUGAUGAUAAAUCAAAUAUGCAGAGAUGGCACCUCCCUCCCUCCCUCUCUAGCUACCUAGCUGGCUGCCCGUGCCGGCUAUCUACCUAUCUAGCUAUCUAUCUACCUACCUACCUCGUUUGAAUGCCUAAUAAGGAGUGCGGCGGCGGCGGCGGCACAGCAGCAGCAGCAGCAAUAAGAAUCCUUUCAGAACUCCUCAGUUUUACUGCCAGUUCAUACCUUGUGCCAUCAUUGAAUGCUGCAUCUACAAGAUCUGAGGGCGCAGUAUUUCAUUCCCACCUAGAUUACUCCAAUUCUGUUUCUUAUCCAUUCAUAUGUUUCUAUUUUCUUUGCGUCUUUUCAUUGUAUAAGUGUCUUCGUGAGUGUAAAUUGUUCUUACAUUGUGUUGAAGGAAUGCUGUUGACCCUUAUUAGGCAUGCUGCUCAUUUUAGCCAAUGAUUAUGUCUUGUUUCGCAAUACACAUCAUAAAGCUGGCAAUAGUCUUCUUAAUUAUUGUGUGUGCGCAUUCAUCUACCUGGAUAUAUAUGGCUCGCAAGCACACUUCCAACCACCUUUUGUUUUAUUCCUAUUUCUCCCAUCCAGCCAAGAAUCUAGCCAUCGCCCAUGGAAUAUUUCAACCUCGAGAUACUGGUGGCACAAGAGAAGUGGGUGGUUUCAUAGUGUUUUUGCUACAAGCUAUUGUGACUGUCUUCUUAAUUUGUCAAUUACAGAAAAAGAAACCCAUACUCUAGGUUUCUUUGCCUUAUAGCUGAUUCUGAAUUGGUUGACACAUUUUCUUAAUUGUGUUUCUUCUUUGCAGUUCAAAAAAUUAGUUUUGUACUUGUGGCAACUUGGUGAAUAACCAUCUUCAAGAUUACGUGGUGCUGCACAAAACCAUGAGGCUUGGGUAGUGUGUGUGGGCAUGAAAUACUCAGUCUGUUGGGCAAGGUUUCACGAGGUUUCCUAAUUUUUUCAGAAUUUACAUACUUAGCAUUGUUGUGUGCCUUGCCUUUUUUUUCCCACUUUUUAUGGGGUCUUGAGUUCUGUAUCCUUCUCUUUGUUAUUCAGUUGCUUCUAUGGCUAUUUAAGAAAAAAAAACUAUGCCAGCCUAGGAGGAACUAGGUGGCUUUGUAUUAAAAAGGAAAUAAGCACCCAAAUUAGCUUGGGUGGUCUAGGUAUCCACACUCUCAACCAACUGAGCUACGCUCAGCUUCCUUAUAUGGCUAUUUUCUUGUUGAUGGUAAUGUUUGCUUACUAAUCAAGUGCCAAUAAACAUACUUACAACAUAAUUAAUGUUAGCAUGUCAUAAAUUGCUCGUAUUUUGAAAUAUCUCAUUUGUGGCUCUACCAUAUACAAGCCAUCUUAUUACAAAGUGGGUGUUACAGAAUGCAUGUUUGUUUAUACUGUCCACCAGAAAAUGCAUGCUUGUCAACACAGUCCACCUGUUUUCCUAUCAGUUCUAUCUUAUGCAACUACUUUUCUCCACUACUAUAGCAUUCUAUUAAUCUGUUUUCGUCCUCUUCUGGUGCAUUGUAGUUUGCACAUGAUCAACUAACAUUAGAUUAUGGAUCCUGGUACUUAGCAUUGUCUUUAUGGGCAUAUAAUCAGUUUUUUUUUACAUUUGUAUAUGACCUGUUUCUCUAUGGCUGCCAUUUCCAGGAAGAUGGGUACAUCUUAUGUAGUUAUGUUCCUUUACUGUGUUCGUGGAAUAGCAAUAACAAAUGUGCUGAUCUUUGGCAUAACAGGGUUUGUACCAUGAAAAUGAUAUGUGUGUGUGUAUGGUGCUCCUGGUAAUUUGGAUUCUUUGAUUGGUUUGUCACCUUUAGGGAUUUUUUUUCCCUCGAUGGAAGAAAAGGAACAAUUAACUGGAACAAUUAACUGUGUACUUUGUACCUUGGAUGGAAGAUUGGAUUGUAUUCAACAAUUAAAUUAUGGAUAGAAGAUUAGAUUGUAUUCCUCAAUUAAAAUUCUUCCUUGCUACUCCCUUGUUCCAAAUUAUUAGUUGUUUCGGCUUUUCUAGAUCCAUAUAUGUUUAUAUAUAGGUGCAUAGCAAAGCCUAUAAAUCUAGAAAAGUCAAAAUGACUAAUAAUUUGGGAUUGAGGAGUAAUUAAUUGGUUCAGGUCAGGUAAGGAAUAUGACAGGCCUUUGUAUCUUCUGACUUCAGCUAUCUUCGUGCUCAGUUGCCUAUUUGUUGUUUUGAUUCUUUGGUAAUCAUAGGCUGCAGAUUGUGCAGCUGUGGUGCAUCGCAGGCUCAUGGGAGCACCCACACAACUUUUUGGUGCUUGGCAGUCUUUGAGGCACGACACAAUGAGCCAUCCCCACUCUGAACCUCGAUUUACAGGAGGCAACGCUAGACGCAGGAGAACCAAUGGUCGGACGGUGGCAGAGCGGGAAUGUCACAACUCACAGCUGUGCUCUGCGGCAAAAUUCAGGGGUGAGGCUAGGGUAAAAAUACCCAAGUGCCGAGUAUAGGGGCCAAAAGAAAAAUCAACGAACAUGAUCUGUUUCCAUUCAAUUAGCUCUAAACAUUGAUUUGCCUCUGAACAAUUAUGGAUAUGUAAAUUGAACAUGACGUUGUCAAUGCAAUAGUAUUUACCAACA
Messenger RNA from Panicum hallii, 8720 nucleotides. Its product is annotated as glutathione S-transferase T3-like. The record is from RefSeq and is a predicted model, not a curated record. Lineage: Eukaryota; Viridiplantae; Streptophyta; Magnoliopsida; Poales; Poaceae. Bases 558 to 1541 code for a protein of 327 amino acids. The transcript is spliced from 6 exons.